AUGAGAAAGGGAGUGAAAGAUCAACGACAGGACCGUCGAGAGUCGACGUGGAGGAUGGAUGACGAGAAGAGAAGAGGAGGAGGAGAAGGAGAAGAAGGAGGAGAAGAGAGAAUAGGCAAGGUUGUGAGAGGAGUGGAGGAGAAGAGGAAUAAGUUGGACUGGGGGGCGGUCUACAGCACUUUUUGGCCAGAGUAUCAAUACACGCAGAAUACGAAUACGGGCCAACCUCCCUGGGCACAAGUCACCAACUCUAGCGUGGGUAAGGUGCGUAUGGGCGUUAAUCCGCAACAAGGCAGUGAUUGGCAGCCCAGUGUCAGCGAUGGUCAGCAAUGGUUCAUUAUUGGAGCCUUGGGAGAUUCUGACGGCACCACUCCGCCGAGCCCGUCGCAGGACCCCAGUGUCUCCGCUGAUCAAGUGCUUAUCGGGGUUAGGGUAGCCCGCCCCCAGAAAACACUUGGAGCCAAGGGUUGA
Paracoccidioides lutzii Pb01 is the source of this 471-nucleotide messenger RNA. RefSeq lists its product as hypothetical. The record is from RefSeq and is a predicted model, not a curated record. The transcript has 3 exons. Bases 1 to 471 code for a protein of 156 amino acids.